UAUGCUUCCAAGUUCUCCCGAUCUUAUGUUUAUCAUGAUGGCUCUGGGCGCCGAUCGGCGGUUGCGCUACGCUCAUAUUCGAGUGCCGACCCUCUGCCUGACUCCCCACGCACACCGAACGGGCGAGGAAGCUGGAGUUGAGAGGGAGCAGUCUAUCAGGGACGGUGGAACGGACGAGGUUAUAAGAGAGACUCUUGUGAUGUUUCCAGCGCUUGGAUGACACUAGCGCGCGCGCUCGUGUCCACUUAUAGAACGCCACCCUUCUGGCGAUCUUCGCAACAACUCAAUCAAGACAGCUCCGUCUGCAGCCCAAAAGCGCGAGCGGCAUCGCGACGUUUCACUCUCCAUACUGUCCCUUCCCCUCCUGCUUCACUCACACACUCACACACUCACACACUCACUCUUUCUCUUCCUGUCUUCUCCUCACUCAGAUACACUCAUUCUCAGCUUUUUCGUUCUUCAAGCAAAAUGACACCCCCCGCGAAACCACAGCAGCAAUACACCCUCCCGCACGCGCUCCAGCCCGCAGUCCGACCGGCGGUCGACGUCAAGAUUCUCCCCGAGGUCUCGACGACCACGUUCGUCGCUUGGACCUUCGGCCGCGGCUCAGUGAUCUGGAAAAUCUGGCCGGCGGUCAUCUUCCACACGCUGUUCGCGGUGCUCGUGGUCUACUUCUGGGACCACAUGGGCCGCAAGCUUCAGAUCCCGAGCGUCCUGCUCACUGUGCUUGGUGUGGUCAUCGGUUUUGUUAUCUCGUACAGAGCUAUGUCAGGCUACGACCGCUACUGGGCGGGCCGUUCCGCUUGGACCGACGUGAUCAAGAACUCCCGCAGCAUGGGCCGCCUGAUCUGGUAUCAUGUGCCGCCCCGGCUGACGCCCAAAACGAACGAGGAGACGCUGACGGGUAAGGUGAUCCGACCAGCGCAGGAGCUCAACAAGGUGAUGGCCGAGAAGCGGAUGGCGUUGGACUUAUGUCUGGGAUUUGCUAUUGCGCUCAAGCACCACAUCCGUGGCGAAUUGGGUAUCUACUACGACGAUCUGUAUCACCUUGUUCGCCCCUUGCAUGAACACACUCACUCCCACCAGCAACAGCAAAAACACGCAGCUCGCGAAGCAGCGCUCAUCACCCCGCGCCCGAACGCGCGCAUGACCUCUCACUCUAAUCUGCCGAUGGCCACCAACUCCAACACCCCUCCGCCACCAUCGACCGCCUCCGGCCCGCCGAAAGGUGCUGCACUGCACCCCUCGGGCGGCGUGUACGGGACGUUCGGCGGCUCGCGCACUAGCUCGCACGCGUCCCUGCGAGACACGCUCCGCCAGCAGUCCCGCAGCACCGACACCGUCGGCUCGCAGCACCACUCCCACCAGCCCCUGCUCCCCGGAGCCAACCCGAUGAACGAGGAGCCCGGCGUCGCGCGCGACCUCAUCCCGCUUGCGGGCGCGUUCUCUUCCAUCCGGCGCUGGUUCGGUGGGAUGUCUGUGUUUGGCAGGAAGCAGGAUCCCAUCAUCCCGCAAUACAACGAGGGCCCGCCGCCGCGCAAAUGGGGCGGCCCGGUCCACCCCGACCUGAAGCUCCUCAAGCGCAAGGCCGAGCACGGGCCAAACCUGCCCGAGGAGAUCCUCCGGUGUCUGAGCGAGUGGACGAGUGUCCUCGAAGACCGAAACACUGUUCCUGGCGGAAGCUUGGGUGGGAUUAUGGGUGGUAUCGCGGCGUACGAAGCUAGUUUGGCCACAUUGGAGCAUAUCUUGACGACGCCUUUGCCUUUUGCUUUCUCGGUGCACAUCAGACACACUGUCUGGCUCUACCUGUUCCUCCUCCCUAUCCAGCUCGUGAGCGACUUUGGCUGGCACACAGUCCCUGCGGUGUUUAUCGGCGCUUUCAUCUAUCUCGGCUUCAUCGCCGCUGGCGACGAGAUCGAGCAGCCCUUCGGAUACGACGAAAAUGAUCUGGAUCUCGACGUGUUCUGCCAGGACAUCAUCGCGCAGGACAUCGAGAGCCUCAAAUCCGCGCCCUGCCUCAACGCCUAUCUCCCCGAGCGCCCUGCGCCGGAGCGCCAUCGCUCGAUGACGCUCAUCGAGGCGUCGAGCCAGGCUGAGUUCGAGGAUAUCAGCGAUGGGGAGGUAAUCGCGUCGACCUAUUGAGCUGUUUGGGAUGGAUGUGAUUUGUAUGACGGAUGGCGGAAUCGGGGUUGUGAUAGUCCCUAGUCUAGUGGCAGCUAUGUUGUGGGCCUCAUUCUAUAUACGUGGAUUGGGACUCGUCGGCAGAUGUUUCCGUGAGAGGAUAUAUCUGUCUGAGGAUGGGAAAGAAGUCGGGCAUUCCCAUUUGAUACGGUGUCCAUGUGCCAUACGUAGCAGGCUCUUCAGGAUGAAUCAAAC
This is a messenger RNA of Mycena citricolor, 2376 nucleotides long. The record is from the annotation of a GenBank genome assembly. Lineage: Eukaryota; Fungi; Basidiomycota; Agaricomycetes; Agaricales; Mycenaceae.